GGAUUUCAGUUUCAACCAUACUUGAGAGAGCGUAGCGCUCAAUGUGUACACGGAUAAUGAGAAUGAAGUUCACAGCCGCAGGCCGAGGCAAAACUACUAUCGAGGGAAGCCAGGUGAGAAAUGAGCCGAAUCGUCUGAGCGUCACUAUAGCUAUGUGUCGAAUACCAACGCGGCGGCCCAUGAACGCCACCAUAAAGGUCGCCAAUAAUCUUUCACAGGAUCGCGUAAAUGUCUCACAACUGACGUAACAAGCGACGCUCUGAUCACUACAUCCACCCAAGUUCACGGAAUGAGCCACGCGUCUUUUUCACGACGGCGUCACGCCGACUCGAUUCCCAAUCGGCGAUCUGCCUCACUCGCCAAGCGCGCACGAUUCCUACGUCUGUUAUUCCUUCUGCAACCGCCUCUGAACUGCAGUCAUGGACUCGAUUGUUGAUAUCCUUCGCGAACUCCCCAAUAAGGCUGCUGCAUUAUGGGUCAACCAUCGCCGCUCUAUCGGCGUCACUGCCUCUGGGAUAGCUGUGGUAGCCGCCAUAUGCUCCUAUCGGGCCAUCAAGCGACGCAGACGUCGAGUAUCGCUCGUCGACAAGCUGGGUGGAACUACUGGGCGUAUCCCCUACUUGGGAUUCGUUCCGAAGUCAUCUGAGCAGUUCCUCUACGGACUCGAGGUCCUGGCCGAUACGUAUGGCGAUGCGUUCGCAAUAAGAAUUAUGGGCAACGAAGCGGUCAUCUUGGCGGAUUCGCAGUCGGUUAGGGAAGUUCUGAGAGAGCGUCCCCACAAUCUCAUGAGGUCUUUCAACAAGGACAAGCUGUUACCCAUAUAUGGUGUGCUCACUUCGGAAGGGAAGGAGUGGAGACGCAACAGAAGACUUGCAGCCCCGGCGUUGGAUUACAAGAGCACCGCACAGACGGUGCCGGCGAUGGCUGUCGUCGGCAAGAGACUAGUCCGGCAACUGCAAGGUUUAGCUUGUGAUGGUAGAAUUGUGUGGGAGCCGACCAGAUGGUUCAUGAUGUGUUCGCUCGAUAUUCUAUGUCUCACUGCAUACGGUAUGGAUUUCUACUUCCUCAACCCCGACGGUAUAACAUUGCCCUCCGGCACCAAGGUGAUUGCCGAGUCGAUCUUCAACUUCAUUGAUGGUGCUAUUUACGUACUGGAUUUCAGUGCACUAUGCCCUUCUAUCACUAGGAACCAUUUCCCAUGGAACUUGAAUCCCACCAUAAGAAAAUUCUACGCAAGCAUCCAACGCUUGAACGACUUGGCAGAUGAUCUCGCCGAGCAGCGGAGGGCUGAAGGAGAUCAAUCAAGACGAAAUGAUCUGCUCAGCAAGCUCCUCCAUCUUGGAAAGCACGAGCUUGAAGGCAAUUUUGUCACGUUCUUCUUCGCCGGCAGUGAGACCACAUCGGCUACUCUCGCUUGGUGCCUCUAUUACUUCUGCCUCUACCCUGAUGUCCAGGCGAGAGCUCGAGCCGAGGUGGACACCCUAGGCCGCGAUCCGGAAACCGACGACGACCUCGAGAGACUACCCUUCGUGGAAAGUUGCAUUUUUGAGGCUUUGCGACUACAACCCCCAAUUCCAUUGCUCAUUCACGAGACCACAGCCGAGAUGUCAGUACGUGGACAUACGAUACCGAUCGGAACUUGGAUUGUGACAUUAACACGCAAGCAGAUGAGGAGCGAUGCUGAGGGAGGUACCUGCUACAGUCCGGAACGUUGGUUGAGUUCUGAUGGAUGUUUUGACCGAGCCCGAGCUCAGGAACGCUCAUUGGCUUUCGGUGCGGGACCUCGACGAUGUCCCGGUUCGAAUUUGGCAAUGAGAGAAGCAAUCCUCAUCUUGGCUAUGAUAUUACGACAUUUCGAUAACUUCAAGCAUACAUCCAGCAUAUCUUCAGUCGAAAUGAAAACCACGUUGUCCUUCCAGCCAGCAAAUUUCGAAGUCUCGAUGUCUAAGAGGCAGAAUUCCGAGGGAACAUUCGUUUAGUUACGGCCAAGCUCAUGAGCAAAACAGGAGUGUGAGGUCGAUAGCCUGGUAAGCUGAGAGCGUGGUCAUUCCGCUCAGUGCAAACCGUCUGCAUCAGUUGCUAUAACUGCGUAUUAUUUACACUCAUUGGCUAGUCGUGUAACUCCAGCUCCCUUCCGGGGUCAUUAAUCAUUUAUUACUCAUUUAUUCCCUUUGUUCCCAUAUUUCAAUUUAUUCUCUCUCCGGUAUUCAGGCCGUACGGCUCUU
Messenger RNA from Perkinsus marinus ATCC 50983, 2225 nucleotides. RefSeq names its product cytochrome p450, putative. Gene Ontology annotation, molecular function: oxidoreductase activity, acting on paired donors, with incorporation or reduction of molecular oxygen; heme binding; monooxygenase activity. Bases 420 to 1979 code for a protein of 519 amino acids. The record is from RefSeq and is a predicted model, not a curated record. The transcript has 10 exons. Lineage: Eukaryota; Perkinsozoa; Perkinsida; Perkinsidae.